AUGCAUAAUCGGAGUUUAUCUUCAAAUGGCUCAUUUACAAAAUUCAAUACUCAUAAUAUAGGUAAAUCGGUCUUGUGGGACUCCUCCAACAAGUUGAACCACAAUUUGAACUUGCCCAACUUCAGUAUCGGCAAUGAAGUGGUGUCUACGCCUUUGGUUAUGCCUACGUCAAAUCAAUCCACUUUUGAUCCUGCUGCUUCGACUCCAUCUUCCCAGCUCUCCUCCUUUCAAAAAUUAUCAUUAGACACUACCAUCACUCUUAACAACAACAACCACCACCACCACAACCAACACAACCAACACAACCAACACAACCACAACAAUAACAAUAAUUUUCAUGAUUUAAACUCGAACACCACCAACACCAACGCUAAUGGCGGUCUCGGUCUCGGUGGUUACAAAUGUGACAUCAAUGGUGACAACAAGGAAAACAUCUUGAAGAAACACGACAACGAGUCGGAUGCUGCUGUCAAUGGAAGUGGGUUUCUUUACGGAGUCUUGAGUGAAGCCAACUCGACCUCGUCGGCCUCGACACCACCGUCAACCAAUUACCCAAACAUGGUGCCAGCCGCAGGAGGGUUCCCACAAAAGAUUGACAAGGACUAUUUGGCUUCAAUUGGCAAGGUCCCCUUGGCCCAGCUCAAGCCGGAGAUUCUCAAGCUUGCCAAGGACCAGCACGGUUGCCGAUUUUUGCAAAAAAAGAUUGACGAGAACUUGAUUCUCAACUGCCAAACAAGAAUCAACAACUUUGAAGUCAUCUUUGACCAGAUAUACCCCUAUAUGCAUGAGCUCAUCAUCGACCCCUUUGGAAACUACUUGGUGCAAAAAAUGAUUGUUUACUGCAGCCAGGCAAACUUGAAUUUGGUGUUGGAAAUCCUACAAUACAACCUCUACCAGAUAUCCAUCAACCAACACGGAACCCGUGCAUUGCAAAAGAUUAUCGACAACUUGAACUCUGCUUCCCAGCUCAGCUUAUUGAUCCAAGGUCUCAAGCCGCACAUUAUCGACUUGAUCAAGGACUUGAAUGGAAAUCACGUGAUCCAGAAAAUCUUGAACAAGUACCAACCAACAGAUUGCCAGUUUAUCUAUGAGUCUAUCAUUGAAACCUUGUACACGGUUGCUACACAUAAGCAUGGCUGCUGCGUCUUGCAAAAAUGCUUGAACCACGUGACACCCGUGCAAUUGGGCCAAUUCUCCGAGGCCAUUCUUUGCUUUGACAACUUUAGAUUGUUGAUCAAUGACCAAUUUGGCAACUAUGUCUUGCAGUAUUUGAUCUCAAUCAACUCCUUGGAGGUCAAUUACCACGUUUUCCAGAAUUUCGUCAAGUACGGCAUCACCAAUCUCUGCAACUCCAAAUUCAGCUCCAAUGUCGUUGAGAGGUAUUUGAAAAACUGCUUCAACAACGAAGUGGUGAAUAUUGCAUUUGCCGAGUUGAAGUUGGAGUUGAUCCACAAGGUGUUGACCAACGAAUUGAACAUGCUCAUCAACGACCCUUAUGGUAAUUACGUCAUUCAAACAUUGAUUGACAUAUUGAUCAACACGCAAGUCUCGUACCAAAACGUUGAAAAAUUGUCCUUGUUAUUGCCCAGCAUGAGCCAUCAAGAAAAUCUCCCGGGCCUCCAAGGGCUCCAGGGCCAAUCGUUACAGGUGGUUAUCAUAAAAUACUGGUUCCAAAACUGUAAAAUCGUUUCUUCUUUUGGAAAACGAAUCCAAUCAAAGAUCAACACCAUUUUGAACAACAACAAUGUCGCCUUUAUUGCCUCGGCGCUGAGCAAGGAUCCAAGAAGAUCCAGCCAAAUGAAUGCCAACGGCGAAUUUGUCAUCAACGAUGGCCAAGGCCAAUAUUGCAAGCAACUAGGCCCAAGCUCUCGUCAGAACCAAAGCUUCACCCAGUCAAACAUGAAAUCAUCAAACAAGACGACUGCAGCAGCCCAAAAAUCCUCCGCCGCGCCACCGUUACAGUCGAUCCCCUUCCGCAACAGCCUUGCGCAAUUUGACAAUCGCAACGGCAGAAACGUUGUGGAAUUCAACUACCCUUAUAAGAGCGUUCUGACAAGAACUCAUUCAGUAGCAGGUACCUAUUACGCCGAGAACCCUAGAGUCACGAACAACAACUAUAAUGUCAACUCCCCCACUGCAUUCAAUAAUGACCAUCACCAUAAUACUAAUAAUAUCAAUAAUAAUCAUAAUAAUAAUAAUACUAUUAACAAUAACAAUAACAACAACAACAGCAAUUCUUCUUCUAUAUACAUGACCAAUGUCUUGACAUUGGGACACAAGAAUUCCACUUCAUCAACGCAUUCCUCGGGCUCAACCACCAGUUUCAGCAAUGAGGCAUUACCACAAGCGCCCAAUCUUGUCCCCAACGAAGACCCUUCCGGUAUGGGCGACUACUCCAUCCAACGAGGCGCUGCUUUGAAACAGCCAGUUCCAUUUGAUCAACAAAUGAACCCCGGAAACGUGGACCCUGAGUACGCGCACCCACAAGCUUAUAAUGCCCCAUACUACCCAGCCAAUGUCGCUCCCCAUCAUCAUCACCAUCAUCAUCAUCAUCUGCAUCAUUCUUCCGUGUCGUCCAUUUCUCAAUCUCACACCCCUCAGCAACAAUUGAUGGCCAGUUACCCCAUGGGAGACGCUCGCAAAGAGCAAUUCCCGCCAGUUUUUGGCAAUGGAUUCAGCGAAUGGCCGAUGCAACUGCAACCACCCCCAAUGCCAACCACCAUCCAGGGACACCCUGGUGCACCAACGGCCAAUCGCAAUUUCAUUCACCACUCGCACAAUUCCUCCUGGUCUCCAGCUACAGCCUCGGCUCAAUCGGGUCCAGCAUUCUCCGUGCAAAACUGGUGA
This is a messenger RNA of Lodderomyces beijingensis, 2847 nucleotides long. Lineage: Eukaryota; Fungi; Ascomycota; Pichiomycetes; Serinales; Debaryomycetaceae. The record is from the annotation of a GenBank genome assembly.